Messenger RNA from Mizuhopecten yessoensis (Yesso scallop), 2022 nucleotides. RefSeq lists its product as uncharacterized. The transcript is spliced from 10 exons. Lineage: Eukaryota; Metazoa; Mollusca; Bivalvia; Pectinida; Pectinidae. The record is from RefSeq and is a predicted model, not a curated record. Gene Ontology annotation, biological process: NADPH regeneration. Bases 105 to 1127 code for a protein of 340 amino acids. Gene Ontology annotation, molecular function: oxidoreductase activity; nucleotide binding. Gene Ontology annotation, cellular component: cytoplasm.
CAUUCUGUUAUCUUGUGAUUGCACCUGUGCGGUACAAGGGACGUUGGCCAGUUACCGCCCCUGGUUAUACAACGAGUGCAGACUGAUCGACAGUGUGGUACAAGAUGGCGUCCAGGUUCGGGAUCGCAUUAUUUGGUUUGGGGAACAUGGGCUUGGUGCAUGCUAAGAAUGCGAUUUUGUCCCCGAGGGCUUCUGUGAAAUGGAUCAUCCGAAACCGUCUUGAAGAUGCUGAGAAGUUUGUGAAGGAUCUGAAUCUGAGCGCACGAUGUACGACACCUGAUAGAGUGGAUGAGGUUUACGCUGACCCAGAGGUGCAUGCCACAUUUAUAUGUUCCCCUUCAACGACACAUGAUAAAAUUAUACAGGAUUCUCUCUACGCAGAUAAAGCAGUUUUCUGCGAAAAACCUGUCACUGUUGCUAUAGACACAACAAGGAAAUGUUAUGAUCUGGCAGAGGCUAGAAACCUUCCACUUUUCUGCGCAUUUCACAGGCAAUUCGACCCAAGUUUUAAGAAACUUUACGAUAGGAUCCACUCUGGGGAGUUAGGACGAGUACGACUGAUCAAGGUGACUAGUCGAGACCUCUGCCUGCCACCUCUCUCCUAUCUGAAAACAUCAGGUGGAAUCAUAGCCGAUUCAACCAUCCAUGACUUGAAUUUCGCCCUAUGGUUGGCUGGUUCUAAGCCUCAGACAGUUUAUGUUCAGGGCAUGAACUUUAAACCAGAGUUAGCCUCCAUCCCCGACCUGGACCAGGUUCUCGUUACCAUUAAACACGAGAACGGCACCCUAACCCUCAUCGACAACGGGAGACUAGCACCGUACGGCUAUGACCAAAGACUGGAGGUACUUUGUGAAGAAGGUUUGCUUUCCGUAGGAAAUCGUGAAUGUGAUCACGUGACGGAGGCAGGACACCACGUAACCUCAGAGCCUCGUAUUUACGAUCAGUUUACUAACCGAUACAACGAAGCCUACAGCAACGAAUUGGAGCACUUCCUUGACGUCCUUCAGGGGAAGUCAGAUCUACGUAUUACUAAGAAUGACACCGUGGAGACGAUGCGUCUGAUUCAAGCUUGUAAGCUGUCUAUAGCACGCGGCCUUCCAGUAGAUUACAAUGAGGAGCUUGAAUAAAUAACGUACACGUCUGAUAUUAUUAAAUGUAUAUUAAUAGUGUCAUAUAAUUCCUCAUAUCUCAUAUUGAUAAUUUACAUUGGGAAAUGUAAUAUUUGAAUUCAUUUAUACACACACGUCUUUUACGUUGCGUACAUGUUCAUUUAUGAACUUAAAUGAAUUUACAGCAAUUAUAAAACAAAUGCUAACAACUUUUACCACAAUUUUACACCAGCAAUGUUUUUUCUUGUCAUUUGAACCGUGACAUUUACUUAUAGUAUUGCAAAUUUUAAAAAAGUUGUCAUCGCAAGGUAAAGCUUUGUUCUGUCACAGAAUUUACUGAGUGACACAAAGCCAACAUUGUUGUUGUAGUUUUGAUAGGGUUAAACGUUUAAUAUAGUAUAAGUGAUGUUUUGGUGAUUUUGGAUUGCACUAUGGAGCUUUCCUACAUAUUUCGUUUCCGCCAUGUCGUCUGAUAUUGAAGGAAGGAUUUUUAACAUCCCAGAUCAAUAUUUUUCAUCCAGCAAUUUGACAGCAUUGGGCGAUUCGACCCUGGAGAAGCCAGCAAUGUUAUAACGCAGUUUUACUGCGAAAAUGGAUAUGAUAUUAAUCAUGGCUUAUCUGUAGUUUGUGGACAUUGUUUGUAUUUGGGGAAAAAAGACCAGUCUUUUCUUCAGAUGAAAUCCCUCUUCUACCCGUUGCACAGUUCAAUGUUGAUACCAGAAAACUGUCGUUAACUAUUAAUCAAGUGAACAAUGUUACGAACGUGGAAAGCGCAUUUACGCAUAACAAAUAUUAUCAGAUUUUAAAGAUUGUAGUAAUAUAAAAUUGACCUCAUUAAUAUGUUUCAUUGUAUAUUAUUUUAUAUAGAGCUCAACAUUUUUAAAUUAGAUCAAUACAAAAAUAAAGAAUAUAC